GAAGCGCUCUGCAACAGACGGGGAAUGACGUCACGGGAAGGAGCCGCUCACCCCGCCGCUGCAGGAAAGAGGAAGUUUGACGUAAAAACGAAAGUAGAUUGAUAUUGGUUCAUAUUGCAUUGGAACGACUUCACGUAGCGUAGGCCUACGUGAAGUCGAAAGGCGAAAUAUGGCAGGAUUUGGAAGUGAAUAUAUGAAGGGGGAGACCGGGAGUGGGUCUGGGAAGCCGUCCUCACCUCCGUCACUCGAAAAGGAGAGUGGCGAAUUCUACAUGGAAAUUGGAAGGAUUGGCUCUGAAUUAAUCGACUGGUUGUCGGACGACGAUGUCAUCAGUCUCCUGUAUGACCUUAGGAUGAUGGAUGUGUUGAAUGACCAGGAGAUGAAGACUGUAGAGAAGAAGAUGACCAGUAAAGACAGAGCACGUUGUCUCAUUGAUACGGUGAUGAAGAAAGGGGAGAGAGAAAGUCGCCUGAUGGUUGAUUAUCUGACGGAGAGCAACCCUAACCUAUGCUGGACCCUGGGUCUGACCCCAACUUCUGCUCGGAUCAAACUUGGAAUGAUUCGCUCUGAAUUAAUCGACUGUUUGUCUGACGUCGAUGUCAUCAGUCUCCUGUAUUACCUUAGGAUGAUGAAUGUGUUGAAUGACCAGGAGAUGAAGACUGUAGAGGGGAAGAUGACCAGUGAAGACAGAGCACGUUGUCUCAUUGAUACGGUGAUGGAGAAAGGGGAGAGAGCGAGUAGCCUGAUGGUUGAUUAUCUGACGGAGAGGCACCCUGACCUACGCUGGACCCUGGGUCUGACCCCAACUUCUGCUCGGAUCAAACUUGGAAGGAUUCGCUCUGAAUUAAUCGACAGGUUGUCGGACGACUGUGUCAUCGGUCUCCUGCAUUACCUUAGGAAGAUGGAUGGGUUGAAUGACGACGACAUGAAGAUUGUAGAGGAGAAGAUGACCAGUAAAGACAGAGCACGUUGCCUCAUUGAUACGGUGAUGAGGAAAGGGGAGAGAAAAAGUCGCCUGAUGGUUGAUUAUCUGACGGAGAGGCACCCUGACCUAUGCUGGACCCUGGGUCUGACCCCAACUUCUGCUCGGAUCAAACUUAGAAGGAUUCGCUCUGAAUUAAUCGACAGGUUGUUGGACAACGAUGUCAUCGAUCUCCUGCAUUACCUUAGGAUGAUGGAUGUGUUGAAUGACCAGGACAAGAAGACUGUAGAGGGCCAGAUGACCAGUAAAGACAGAGCACGUUGUCUCAUUGAUACGGUGAUGAGGAAAGGGGAGAGAGAAAGUCGCCUGAUGGUUGAUUAUCUGACGGAGAGGCACCCUGACCUAUGCUGGACCCUGGGUCUGAUCCCAACUUCUGGUCGGAUCAAACUUGGAAGGAUUCGCUCUGAAUUAAUCGACAGGUUGUCGGACGACGAUGUCAUCAGUCUCCUGUAUUACCUGAGGAAGAUGGAUGUGUUGAAUGACGAGGAGAAGAAGACUGUAGAGGAGAAGAUGACCAGUAAAGACAGAGCACGUUGUCUCAUUGAUACGGUGAUGAAGAAAGGGGAGAGAGCGAGUAGCCUGAUGGUUGAUUAUCUGACGAAGAGGCACCCUGACCUAUGCUGGACGCUGGGUCUGAACCCAACUUCUGCUCGGAUCAAACUUGGAAGGAUUGGCUCUGAAUUAAUCGACUGGUUGUCGGACGACGAUGUCAUCAGUCUCCUGUAUUACCUUAGGAAGAAGAAUGUGUUGAAUGCCGAGGAGAUGAAGACUGUAGAGGAGAAGAUGACCAGUAAAGACAGAGCACGUUGUCUCAUUGGUACGGUGAUGAGGAAAGGGGAGAGAGAAAGUCGCCUGAUGGUUGAUUAUCUGAAGGAGAGGCACCCUGACCUAUACUCAACCCUGGGUCUGACCCCAACUUCUGCUCGGAUCAAACUUGGAAGGAUUCGCUCUGAAUUAAUCGACUGUUUGUCGGACGACGAUGUCAUCAGUCUCCUGCAUUACCUUAGGAAGAUGAAUGUGUUGAAUGACGACGAGAUGAAGACUGUAGAGGGGAAGAUGACCAGUAAAGACAGAGCACGUUGUCUCAUUGAUACGGUGAUGGAGAAAGGGGAGAGAGCGAGUAGCCUGAUUGUUGAUUAUCUGACGGAGAGGCACCCUGACCUAUGCUGGACCCUGGGUCUGACCCCAACUUCUGCUCGGAUCAAACUUGGAAGGAUUGGCUCUGAAUUAAUCGACAGGUUGUCGGACGACGAUGUCAUCGGUCUCCUGCAUUACCUUAGGAAGAUGGAUGGGUUGAAUGACGACGACAUGAAGACUGUAGAGGAGAAGAUGACCAGUAAAGACAGAGCACGUUGUCUCAUUGAUACGGUGAUGAGGAAAGGGGAGAGAAAAAGUCGCCUGAUGGUUGAUUAUCUGACGGAGAGGCACCCUGACCUAUGCUGGACCCUGGGUCUGACCCCAACUUCUGCUCGGAUCAAACUUAGAGGGAUUCGCUCUAAAUUAAUCUACAGGUUGUUGGACAACGAUGUCAUCGAUCUCCUGCAUUACCUUAGGAUGAUGGAUGUGUUGAAUGACCAGGAGAAGAAGACUGUAGAGGAGAAGAUGACCAGUAAAGACAGAGCACGUUGUCUCAUUGAUACGGUGAUGAAGAAAGGGGAGAGAGAAAGUCGCCUGAUGGUUGAUUAUCUGACGGAGAGGCACCCUGACCUAUGCUCAACCCUGGGUCUGACCCCAACUUCUGCUCGGAUCAAACUUGGAAGGAUUCGCUCUGAAUUAAUCGAGAGGUUGUCGGACGACGAUGUCAUCGGUCUCCUGUAUUACCUUAGGAAGAUGGAUGCGUUGAAUGACCAGGAGAAGAAGACUGUAGAGGAGAUGAUGACCAGUAAAGACAGAGCACGUUGUCUCAUUGAUACGGUGAUGGAGAAAGGGGAGAGAAAAAGUAGCCUGAUGGUUGAUUAUCUGAAGGAGAGGCACCCUGACCUAUGCUGGGCCCUGGGUCUGAACCCAACUUCUGCUCGGAUCAAACUUGGAAGGAUUGGCUCUGAAUUAAUCGACUGGUUGUCGGACUACGAUGUCCUCGAUCUCCUCUAUUACCUUAUGAAGAUGGAUGUGUUGAAUGACCAGGAGAUGAAGACUGUAGAGGGGAAGAUGACCAGUAAAGACAGAGCACGUUGUCUCAUUGAUACGGUGAUGAAGAAAGGGGAGAGAGGAAGUCGCCUGAUGGUUGAUUAUCUGAAGGAGAGGCACCCUGACCUAUGCUGGACCCUGGGUCUGACCCCAACUUCUGCCUGGAUCAAACUUGGAAAGAUUCGCUCUGAAUUAAUCGACAGGUUGUCUAACGACGAUGUCAUCCAUCUCCUCUAUUACCUUAUGAAGAUGGAUGUGUUGAAUGACGACGAGAUGAAGACUGUAGAGGAGAAGAUGACCAGUAAAGACAGAGCACGUUGUCUCAUUGAUACGGUGAUGAGGAAAGGGGAGAGAGAAAGUCGCCUGAUGGUUGAUUAUCUGACGGAGAGGCGCCCUGACCUAUGCUCAACCCUGGGUCUGACCCCAACUUCUGCUCGGAUCAACAGCAUCACUGAAACCCGCUCCACAGGGCCUGAUCUGUCCGAUAAGCAGCUCCUGGAGGUGGUCAAAACGCUGGGACAGGAGUGGGAGCAGGUGGCCAUCCACCUGGAGAUGGACGACAUCAAGGCAGACGGACAGACGGAUGUGGCCAUGCAGAAGCUGAAGAUGUUGGCACAGUGGAGGCACCGAAGACUACCAGGAAAGGCCACAGCUCAGGACCUGCUGAGAGGUCUGAAGUACCUGGAGGACCUACCGGUCGGGACUCUUCAGUUAUUGUCAGGGGAGCUUCGAAGGGUCCGUUCUGAAUUCAUUCAGAGAGUUUCAUACUCAUUUAUCAAAGGUCUCCUGGAUGAUCUUUGGCAGCAGAAGGUGUUCAGUAGUAAGGAAAAGGACUCUGUGAUGGUGGAGAAGAGCAGAGCGAACCAGGCGCGGUGUCUGAUCGACAUGGUGAUGGGGAAAGGGGAGAGAGCAAGUCGGAUAAUGAUCGAUAGUAUGAAGAAGAGGGACAAGCACUUAAGCUCCACCCUGGGUCUGAUCUCUUAUCCUGCUGGGGGCCUCAAGGCGGAAGUAAAGCUAAAGAGGCUUUUUUCAAGAGCCAGAGACAAGAAAACCCGCUUCACAGGGCAGGAUCUGUCCGAUAAGCAGCUCAUGAAGGUGGCCGAAACACUGGGACAGGAAUGGGAGCAGGCGGCCAUCCACCUGGAGCUGAGCAUCACAGAUCUGGACAACAUCAAGGCAGAACAUAGACCUGUGGCCAUGCAGAAGCUGAAGAUGUUGGUGCUGUGGAAGCGCCGAAGACCACCAGGAGAGGCCACAGCACAGGACCUGCUGGAAGGUCUGAAAGACCUGGAGGACCUACCGGUCGAGACUCGUCUGUUAUUGAGAGGGCGGGCUCUGUCCAAUGAGCAGCUCCUGAAGGUGGCCGAAACGCUGGGAAAGGUGUGGGAGUGUGCAGCCAUCCACCUGGACCUGAAGACCGAAGAUCUGGACGGCAUCAAGGCAGAAAAUAUGACUGUGAUCAUGCAGAAAUACAAGAUGUUGCAGCUGUGGCAGAGCCAAAGACCACUAGGAAAGGACAGAGCUCAGGACCUGCUGAGAGGUCUGGAAGACAUGGAGGACCUACCGGUCGAGACUCUUCACUUAUUGAGAGGAUAUGUAACGAAAGAUCCGGAACUUGAUUUGAUAUCAGAAGAAAGCGGAAUUGAGAGCAUGGCCGACUCUGACAGCGGUAGUGAGAGCAGUAGCAGUGGGAGCAUGUCUGAGUCUGAGCUGGCCAUGGGCGGGAAAAUGCUUGGAUAUGUAACGAAAGGUCCGGAACUUGAUUUGAUAUCAGAAGAAAGCGGAAUUGAGAGCAUGGCCGACUCUGACAGCGGUAGUGAGAGCAGUAGCAGUGGGAGCAUGUCUGAGUCUGAGCUGGCCAUGGGCGGGAAAAUGCUUGGAUAUGUAACGAAAGGUCCGGAACUUGAUUUGAUAUCAGAAGAAAGCGGAAUUGAGAGCAUGGCCGACUCUGACAGCGGUAGUGAGAGCAGUAGCAGUGGGAGCAUGUCUGAGUCUGAGCUGGCCAUGGGCGGGAAAAUGCUUGGAUAUGUAACGAAAGGUCCGGAACUUGAUUUGAUAUCAGAAGAAAGCGGAAUUGAGAGCAUGGCCGACUCUGACAGCGGUAGUGAGAGCAGUAGCAGUGGGAGCAUGUCUGAGUCUGAGCUGGCCAUGGGCGGGAAAAUGCUUGGACUUGGGGACGACAAGAUGGUUGUAAAACGAAAGAAACAAACGAGAGACCCCAGUGCUGUGUUUGAUGAAGAGGAUGAAGAUUUACGAUCAAAAGUGGAAAGGUGGAAUACAGUCUCCAGUGCUGUGAUUGAUGAAGAGGAUGAAGGGAUGAGUCACUCCGAAGACAUAGCAAGCAUGUCUUUGACGGACAGGUAUGAAGAAGAGGACGGUUCUGAGUCAGAUCCUCUUCAUCAUGAAGAUGAUGAAGAUGAUGAAGAAGAGAUGCACUUCAAGACACAUUGUGAAAAAUGUGAAGCAGCUCAGCAGAGUCCUGAGUAUGAGAAGGUUACCCCAACGAAGAUUUCUAAGUGGAGCUUCCAGGUACAGCUGGAAGGCGAGGGGACCUAUGAGUGUUCGGCUACAGGUCUGGUGUUUGAAGUGUCGGAGCAGGCUCUGGUCCGCUACUCGGUCCUGUCCUGGUUCCAAUUCUCUGAGUUCCUCGACGACUCCUGGAGACCUGCUGGAUCGAUUUAUGAUGUGGAUGUGGUCAACAAGGAUCCAUCUGUGCUCAAGUUUAUCCAUUUCCCCCACUCGCUGUGCCUUGCUGAACCUUUGCGUGAUCUGAGCUUCAGUGUUCUGCAUGUAAAGGAUCGCCAUGCAGACAUUGAGUCGACGGUGGACUUCACGGCCAGCCAUGUUAAAUGGCGUGUGUCCUCGCUGUCUCGCCUGGGUCUCAUUCUGAUCAGCAUUCUGAGCAUUUUUUCAAGCCUAUGGAAGGUGAAGCACCACGCGUUGGUGCUGAUUUACAAGGAGCUGAACAAAAAAGACUUCAUCCUCCAAGUGUAUUUGGGCUUGAACAGCAGAUCUGAGAUCAAGGCUAUCGAAAAACAGGUGCUCAAGGCCAGGAAGAAUGGCAUCAAGAUUACAGAAACGCGCAAACAUCUCACCUGUAGGCUGGAAGAGAAGUUCUACAGCCUCGCAAGUGAGCCAGAAGGACAAAUUGAACCCACGAAUCUUGAAUUCACCACUGCAGUGUUGGGACUGAAGGGCUUUUUUAGAGUACGCUUCAGGAAGCUUCCUCCUUUCAGAUUGUUUCUCAAGGACUCCUUGAUAAACGAACAUUUCCCCUUUUUAAUUUUUACAAUCGAAGAAGAUGAUUGGCCCAGUGAGGAGAAACCAGAAGUGACAUCUGAUCUCCCAUCUUCACCUCGCCUCUCUCUGGAGCAUCCUGCAGGUCAAGCAACAUCCAGCACCACAUCCAGGACUCCAGCUCCCUCCAGGGGAACACAGGCAGAACACCUAAGAAGGAUCCGUAAGAGAUUUGUGGAGAGAGUCGGACUCCCAGCUUUGAAAGGUCUGCUGGAUGACCUUUGGCAGCACAAAGUGUUGAGUACCGAAGACAAGGACACUGUGAUGGAGGACCAGACGAGCAGAACGGACCGGGCUCGGUUUCUGAUCGACAUGGUGAUGGCGAAAGGGGAGAGAGCAAGUCUGGCGAUGAUUGAUUGUAUGUUGGAGAGGGACCGGGAACUAUGCCUCACCCUGGGUCUGAUCCUUCCUCCCAGCCCUACUGAUCGUGUGGCAGGAAGCCUUUUGGCUGGAUCUCAGGAGGUUAAAGCAUCGUAUAAAGAGACGAAGGGCAGGACCUCUGAACUCCUCCUCAGCUCUGAGCAGUUCAAGACUGAGAAGCUGAAGGACAGAGACAACAUAUACACCAUCAUGGCCCCAGCCAACAGGACGCGCAUGGCUCUGUUGAUCACCAAUGUGCGCUUUGACCGCUUCAAUCAUCGGGAUGGUGCUGAGAAAGACGAGCAGGAUAUGAGGAAACUGCUGAUCUCUCUGGGAUACAACGUGGAGCAACACAGAGACCUCAGUGGAGCGGAGAUGGACAGGGCCGUCGAAAGGUUUUCUAAAGACCCCCGUCUGGCAGCGACAGACUCUGUCUUUGUGGUCAUCAUGUCCCAUGGGGUGAAGGGAGCCAUUUUAGGCGUCCAUCACUGCGAUGGAGUCCCCGACCAGUUCCCCAUUGACAAUAUCUACAAACACUUGGAUUCGGCUCGUUGUCCAAAACUGCUCAACAAACCCAAAGUCAUCAUCAUCCAAGCCUGCAGAGGAGUGGAUGAUGGCUCUGCGAUAGUCACGGAUGGGCCUGGGUCUGUCCCAGAGCAGGCCCCGGUAGUGCAGGUGGAUGCGGCCCUCCCACCUCACCUGGCAGAUGAAGUGGAUGCAGACAUCGAGGAGGAUGCUAUUCACAGGGUGCACAAAGAAAAAGAUAUGGUUUCCUUCCUUUCCUCUACUGCCGGUCCUGAAGCGUUUUGA
Molecule: messenger RNA, 7576 nt
Organism: Gadus chalcogrammus (walleye pollock)
Lineage: Eukaryota; Metazoa; Chordata; Actinopteri; Gadiformes; Gadidae
Exons: 47
Coding region: 170-7576 (2468 amino acids)
Biological process (GO): signal transduction; proteolysis; regulation of apoptotic process
Molecular function (GO): cysteine-type endopeptidase activity; protein binding
Source: RefSeq, a predicted model, not a curated record